Penicillium paradoxum is the source of this 3420-nucleotide messenger RNA. Its product is annotated as putative nuclear serine protease HtrA2/Nma111. The record is from RefSeq and is a predicted model, not a curated record. The transcript is spliced from 4 exons. Lineage: Eukaryota; Fungi; Ascomycota; Eurotiomycetes; Eurotiales; Aspergillaceae. The annotation marks the transcript as partial. Gene Ontology annotation, molecular function: protein binding; serine-type endopeptidase activity. Gene Ontology annotation, biological process: proteolysis.
AUCAAGGCGCGUACACAUUUUCCCCCAAUUGCGUGGUGGAUGUCUUGUUCUUUGCUAGCCGUAUGCAAAAGGAGCUUUUCAAUCACCACUGUCUUACCUCGAUCACCCUAUCAAGCUUCAAAGAGAACAUUCGCUCAUUUGAAGUUCCAAGCUGCUGAUCGGUCAUCUGCGUCACAUUCCUUAACUCCGCAUCGCCUACAUAUCAACGAGUUCCGAUCGCUUUAUCUUCCAUUCGCUGCUGCCUUGUCAGCUUCUCGAAGCCUCCGAACCAUCUGCUACCUUACGAAUCGUCAACAACAUUCUCCGCAGCACCUUUGGGCCUCGGAUAUCUUCACCAUGGAUGGCAAAGGCGAUCUGGGCGCAAAGCGCAAGCUCAACACAGCUUCCAAUGCUUCUGAGUAUCCCAAUAAGCUACUCAGACCGGACGCCGCAACUUUAACUCCUAGUGAUGCAACACCUGCCAACGGAACUGUCUAUGAUGUCGAGGAGGAGAUGAAUGAACCUUCUUCGCCAGUCGCCCUUCCCGCCACAACAGAUUCGCCUGAAUGGCAGGCUACCAUCGAAAAAGUUGUGAAAUGUGCUGUAUCCAUCCACUUUUGUCAGACUUGCUCGUUCGACACAGAGCUAUCAAUGUCCAGUCAAGCUACUGGUUUCGUGGUGGAUGCAGAGCGGGGAUACAUCUUGACCAAUCGCCAUGUGGUUGGCGCUGGACCAUUCUGGGGAUACUGUAUCUUUGAUAACCACGAGGAGUGCGACGUCAGGCCUGUAUACCGGGAUCCCGUUCACGAUUUCGGAAUUCUGAAGUUCGACCCCGCCAAAAUUCGUUAUAUGGAAGUCACCGAGUUGAAGCUCCAGCCUGAUGGAGCGCGAGUUGGCACAGAAAUCCGUGUUGUGGGUAACGACGCUGGAGAAAAGCUGAGCAUUCUGUCUGGCGUGAUUAGUCGACUGGACCGGAAUGCGCCUGAAUAUGGGGAGGGCUAUUGCGAUUUCAAUACCAAUUACAUCCAGGCCGCAGCUGCAGCUAGUGGUGGUAGUUCGGGAAGUCCUGUGGUCAACCUUGCUGGUCAGGCAGUUGCUUUGCAGGCUGGUGGUCGAGCUGACGGGGCUGCGACGGAUUACUUUUUGCCACUGGAUCGUCCGCUCCGUGCGCUAGAGUGUAUUCGCCAAGGCAAGCCUGUCACUCGGGGUACAAUUCAAACACAGUGGAUCUUGAGGCCUUUCGAUGAGUGUCGCCGUCUCGGUCUCACGCCAGAAUGGGAGGCCUCCGUGCGCGCUGCUGCGCCGGCGGAGACAAACAUGCUUGCGGCGGAGAUCAUCCUUCCAGAGGGGCCUGCGGACGGCAAGCUAUUGGAAGGAGACGUGCUUCUCAAGGUGAACGGACAGCUUCUCACCCAGUUUGUCGAACUCGACGAUAUCCUUGACUCGAGCGUCGGCAAAUCUGUCAAGUUGCUAGUUCAAAGAGGUGGCCAAGACGUUGAGGUUGAGUGUCAGGUUGGGGACCUUCAUGAUAUUACCCCCGAUCGUUUCGUGACUGUCGCUGGUGCCACCUUCCACGAUCUAUCAUACCAACAAUCACGUCUGUAUGCCAUUGCCACUCGUGGAGUCUAUGUCUGUGAGUCGGCAGGCUCUUUCAAGCUGGAGAAUACUGUGGCGGGCUGGAUCAUUGAUUCAAUCGACAAGAAGCCGAUUCGUAACCUCAAUGAAUUCGUAGAGGUCAUGAAGAAAAUUCCUGACCGCGCUCGCGUGGUGAUCUCAUAUCGCCAUAUUCGCGACCUGCACACCAAGGGAACUAGCAUCGUUUACAUUGAUCGCCAUUGGCAUCCCAAGAUGCGCUUGGCGGUCCGUAACGACGAGUCUGGUGUCUGGGAUUUCUCGGAUCUUGCAGAUCCCAUUCCUGCCGAACCUCCUGUCGCAAGAGAGGCAAACUUCAUUCAAUUAGAAGGUAUCAGUCAGCCUGCUGCUGCCGAAAUUGUCCGUAGCUUUGUGCGUGUGGGGUGCGUCAUGCCAUUGAAGCUGGAUGGGUACCCUCAGGCGAAGAAGACAGGAUUUGGACUUGUCAUUGAUGCCGAGAAGGGUCUAGUGGUGGUAUCACGAGCCAUUGUUCCCUAUGACCUAUGCGACAUCAACAUUACUGUGGCCGACUCAAUCAUCGUCAGUGCUAAGGUAGUCUUCCUACACCCGCUUCAGAACUACUGCAUCAUUCAAUAUGAUCCCAGCCUCGUCAAAGCUCCGGUCAAGAGCGCCCAGCUCAGCACCGAUUAUAUCAAGCAAGGCCAAGAUACUAUCUUUGUCGGCUUCAACCAAAACCACCGCAUUGUCGUCGCCAAAACUACUGUUACUGACAUCACAACUGUGUCAAUUCCCGCCAACUCGGCUGCCCCUCGUUACCGUGCGAUCAACCUAGACGCUGUGACCGUGGAUACUGGGCUCAGUGCUCAAUGUUCAAACGGUGUGCUCGUCGGUGAAGAUGGCGUGGUGCAGGCCUUGUGGUUGAACUACCUCGGCGAGCGCUCUGCCAGCUCUCACAAGGAUAUUGAAUAUCACCUUGGUCUUUCGACCCCGUACCUCCUUCCCGUUAUCUCCAAGAUUCAGCAAGGAGAGGUCCCAACCUUGCGAAUCUUGAACAUGGAAAGCUAUGUUGUGCAGAUGAGCCAGGCCCGCAUUAUGGGCGUCUCUCAGGAGUGGAUCAACAAGGUCACCGAGGCCAACUCCGCGCGACACCAGCUUUUCAUGGUGCGCAAAGUUGAUAGUCCUCCGGCAGCUAUCACACCUGAUCCCAGCACCAGCUUCCAAGAAGCUGACAUCAUUCUCACGCUGGACGGCCAACUCAUCACCCGCGUUUCUGAGUUGGAUGUUAUGUAUGAAAAGGAGUUCCUAGACGCGUUGGUUGUACGGAACGGCGAGGAAGUGCGCAUCCGCGUCCCCACGGUGCCAACUCGGGAUAUCGAAACAGACCGUGCUCUUGCCUUCUGUGGUGCUGUCCUACAAAAGCCGCACCAUGCCGUUCGCCAACAGAUCUCUAAGGUUCACAGCGAGAUCUAUGUUAGCGCAAGAAGCCGUGGCUCCCCGGCUUACCACUAUGGCCUUGCACCCACCAACUUCCUCACUGCUGUCAAUGGCGUGUCAACUCUAGAUCUAGACAGCUUCAUUCGGGAAGUCCGCAAAAUUCCCGAUAAUGAAUACUUCCGUGUUCGCGCUGUCACCUUCGACAACGUCCCCUGGGUUGUCACUAUGAAGAAGAACGACCACUACUUCCCCAUGUCCGAGUAUGUCAAGGAUCCCACCACCGCAUCUGGCUGGCGCACAAUCUCCUACGAGACUGAGGUUGGCGUGGCCCCUGAUGCUGCCAAUCUCAACCCCGAUGCCAUGGAUGAGAGUGUCGGCGGAGGAGCCAGUGAUAUAGAGCCAGAUAUGGCGUAG